Molecule: messenger RNA, 903 nt
Organism: Linnemannia hyalina
Lineage: Eukaryota; Fungi; Mortierellomycota; Mortierellomycetes; Mortierellales; Mortierellaceae
Source: the annotation of a GenBank genome assembly
AUGUCUCUCGGACGUAUCGCAAAGCUCAACACCGGCGCCACCAUCCCCCUCUUCGGCUUGGGAACAUGGCAGAGCAAGCCCGACGUUGUCAAGAACGCCGUCAAGGUCGCCUUGGACGCCGGAUACCGCCACAUUGACGCCGCGUGGAUCUACGGUAACGAGAAGGAGGUCGGUGAGGCCAUCCGUGAAUCCAACAUCCCCCGUGAGCAAUUGUUUGUUACAACCAAGCUUUGGAACAACUCGCAUCGUCCUGAGGAUGUUUUGCCUGCCCUGGAGACUUCGUUGAAGAACUUGGGCUUGGAGUAUGUUGAUCUGUACUUGAUGCACUGGCCUAUCGCUUUCAAGUCGGGCCCUGCAGCAGUCGCCAGGGACGAGGCCGGCAAGUUGAUCUUUGAAGACGUCGAUAUCGUCGCCACCUACCAGGCUAUGGAGAAGCUCGUCGAGACCGGCAAGACCAAGGCCAUCGGUGUCUCCAACUUCUCGAUCAAGAACCUCGAGAAGAUCCUUGCUAAUGCUAAGAUCGUCCCUGCUGCCAACCAGGUCGAGCUUCACCCCGAGAACCCUCAGUGGGAGCUUUUGGAGUUCUGCAAGUCCAAGGGUAUUCAUCUCACUGCUUACUCUCCCCUGGGCUCGACUGACUCUCCCUUGAUCAAACGCGAUGAAAUCUCAAAGAUUGCAGCAAAGCACAACACCAGCAACGCCAAUGUCUUGAUCGCCUGGGGCCAGCAGCGUGGAACUUCAGUCAUCCCCAAGUCCGUCACCGAGUCGCGUAUCAUCUCCAACUUCAAGGACAUCGAGCUCGAUCAGGAGGACCUUGCUGCCUUGAAGGCUCUUCUUGAGGGCAAGGCUCCUCAUCGCUACUGCGAUCCCAAGGAGUUCUGGGGCGUUGAUGUCUUCAACUAG